This is a messenger RNA of Penicillium verhagenii, 1149 nucleotides long. RefSeq lists its product as uncharacterized. The transcript has 6 exons. Bases 1 to 1149 code for a protein of 382 amino acids. The record is from RefSeq and is a predicted model, not a curated record. Lineage: Eukaryota; Fungi; Ascomycota; Eurotiomycetes; Eurotiales; Aspergillaceae.
AUGGGUGGCAUUAACUCACAACAAGUCCAGACUCCAUCGAGUGGGGGCUCUGCUUUGAUCGGUGUGGGCGUGACGCUGUCGGUGCUGCAAGUUAUAUUUGUCGUCGCGCGCUUCUAUACCCGGUCUUUACAACAUACACAGUAUGGUGCCGAUGACUACGUGAUGCUUGUCGCCUUGACUGGAAGUAUUGCUAAAGCGAUUGUCUAUAUUGUCUUGGUAGAAGUAGCAGGACUGGGGCAUCAUCUUGACGAUAUUGUCUACUCCCAACAGAACACAUCUUUACUUAGAAAGGGAUUCUUCGUUUUGGAAAUUCUUGACUUCCCUUUCACAGUGACCCCCGCCAAGCUGGCGCUGUUACUCUUCUUUGUACGGCUUUUCUACAUGCGAAUCUUCUACACGCGCAAGUUCCAGAUCAUCCCAUACAGCAUCGGGUUCCUGAUCCUAGGACUGGGAAUCACGGUGUUAUUCGAAACCAUAUUCCAAUGUUCUCCCAUCGCAUCAGGAUGGAAUCCUAAUAUCCACGGAACAUGCCUCAAUCAAACAACAUUCUACCGCGCCAUUUCUCCCAUCAAUGUACUAACCGGACUGAUGAUCCUGGUGCUACCCAUUCCCUUCGUUUGGAGCCUCCACGCCCGAACAGGGCAAAAACUAGCAUUGACUGGUGUUUUCUUGCUAUCCGGACUCGGGACCGUGAUCAGCGUCCUCCGAAUGGCAGUCUACUUCACAAACACAAGGACCGAGUUAAACGAUAGGACCUGGUUCUCUAUCGAACUGGGCAUUCUCUCAAUGAUCGAAAGCGCCAUCAUCGUCAUCGCUACAUGUCUAGUCAGCAUCUGGCCUCUAGUAACCCAACUCAUACCUCGAGCCUUCUUUGCAAAACUCCGCCGCUAUCUAUCGCGUGGCACAAAGCACCCACAUCACGAGCAAUGGUACACGCAUGCCAUCCAAGUAGAAGCAAAAAGCAUCGACCAUCUUAUAUCUGAUGGAAACUAUAUCCAGCGCGAAGUGAGUUGGAGCAGUCGGCCUUCUUCUUUGGCGGAAUUGGAGGACCAGCGGUCCUGGAUCCUUGGGGAUGAAGACGAGGGUCCACGACAUCAUCCUUGGGUUUCUUAUGAAGUGCAUAUUACAGCCGGAGGAGCAAAAGUUUAA